Molecule: messenger RNA, 1495 nt
Organism: Elgaria multicarinata webbii
Lineage: Eukaryota; Metazoa; Chordata; Lepidosauria; Squamata; Anguidae
Gene: STC2
Product: stanniocalcin 2
Exons: 5
Coding region: 1-900 (299 amino acids)
Biological process (GO): intracellular calcium ion homeostasis
Cellular component (GO): extracellular region
Molecular function (GO): hormone activity
Source: RefSeq, a predicted model, not a curated record
AUGUGUGCAGAGUGGUUAAAGAAAUUAGUGGCCCUGGCGUUGGUCUUCGCAAGCUUUGAUCCGGCUGUCGGCACGGAAGCCACCAACCCUCCGGAAGGUGCCCAAGACAGAGCCCCUCAGCAAAAAGGGCGGCUGUCCUUGCAAAAUACAGCUGAAAUCCAGCACUGUUUGGUCAAUGCUGGCGAUGUGGGGUGCAGUGUGUUUGAGUGCUUUGAAAACAACUCCUGUGAGAUUCGAGGCUUACAUGAGAUCUGCAUGACGUUCCUCCACAAUGCUGGAAAAUUUGAUGCCCAGGGAAAAUCCUUCAUUAAAGAUGCUCUGAGGUGCAAGGCGCAUGCCUUACGGCACAAAUUCAGCUGCAUCAGCCGCAAGUGCCCCGCUAUCAAGGAGAUGGUGUUCCAGCUGCAGCGAGAAUGUUACCAGAAGCAUGACCUCUGCUCAGCUGCCAAGGAGAAUGUUCAGGUCAUUGUGGAGAUGAUUCACUUCAAAGACCUGCUACAGCACGAGCCGUAUGUCGACUUAGUGAACAUCCUACUCACUUGUGGAGAGGAGGUCAAAGAGGCCAUCACACAGAGUGUCCAAGCCCAGUGUGAACAGAACUGGGGGAGCCUGUGUUCCAUCCUGAGUUUCUGCACCUCCGUCCCACAUGGAGAUUCCAUCCUGGAACCCGAGAAGAAGCCAAAUGAAGUCUCCAGGUUCUCCCUUAGCCAAGGGGACAUUGUAGUCCACCCUGAAGCUGACACCAGAGAGAGCUCCCGAAACGCCAGAGGGGAAAGAGGUAGCAGGCUUCCUGUGAAUGCCCACACUCGCACUAAAGCUGGGGGCCACAAUCCCAAAGCAGCUCACGGGAUCAUCGAGCAGGCAGAUGAACUGUCUGACUUCUCUGACAUCCGAAGGUGAAAGGAGGAUACAGCCCUUCCUUCCCCCUCCACCAGAAACUUCCUCCACUGAGUUCAUCUUAUCUAGGGGCAUUCCAAAAUAUUUACAAUAUAGAUGGGGUGGUGUCAGGCAUAGGGCAUUGUGGUAUAUGUGGCAGUUGACAGCGUAUGUAAUAUCAGUAACAGAGGAAAAGCAGUGGCUAUUGGUCAUUGAUUGUAUCCAGCAAAUUCAAUAUUGUAGGUGCAACAAAAUGUCUUCGCUUAAAUCCCUUAAUCAUUUAAAAAGGAAAAGUAGGAGAUUAGAUGCUGGUUUAGGUUGUUGUUGUUUUCGAUCAGGGAAAGGCUUGUCUAAAUUUUCAUUUGUCCACUUAUGGCUAAACAUCUAGACUAGGUUCAGCAUUUAGUCUCUUAAGUAGAAAAUCAUCUAGUCUUGAAUAGGCUGCUGAGACAUUUGUGAGGAAACAUAUACAGAAUAUUGCACAGGGGACCUCGCAGUUACAAACUAAACUGUUUCUCUGAGCCAUUGUUCCUGUCUAGGUGACACCAUCUGCCUUAAGUUUCUUUUGUAUUGGCUUGUGUGUCUCACUGCUGACCUCUUCUCCCUGUUAAACAAUAGG